CUGCAAACACUUGUUUUAGAAACAGCAACUGAUAAUCAAUGUACAAAAUCGUGCCGUACGCAUUUUGAUACAGCAACGGUUGAUGGGGACUAUUUCAAACAAUGGCUUUAUACACGUGGUUUCUAGUUGGAUUGCUUUGCAUUGUCGCUAUCAUCGGAAUACCAGGUAACAUUCUGGUUAUUGUAGUCUACUACUCCAAAACAAAGCGAAAUGGGACCCGUGUGUUUAUCUUAGCCCUAGCUGGAGUGGACUUCUUCAUCUGUGCCCUUUCAUCUUAUCGAUUUUAUUUCUGGAUUGAGGAGACUAGUUUCUCAGACGUCUUCGUCUGCCGACUGUUCACAUGGACUGGCUUGGCUAGCGAGUUAUCCUCCGCGUUCGUGACCACAGCAGUAGCCGUGGAUCGCUACCUAGCCAUAUGCCGGCCGCAUCUAGGAUGGAUGACGCACGCACGCGCGCAAAACUUGAGCUUAGCUGGUAUAAUUGCCUCUGCUUUCCUCACUUUACCCGCUUUUCUAAUCUACGAUGUUAUUACUGAAACUGUAAAUGGAGAGGUAACGACUCAAUGCAAGACUAUUAAUGACGUUAAAGAGUGGGUAUUCAUAGCCUUGUUUCUAAUCGUUAUUGCCUUCGCUGGUAUGAUGACGCUAUCGUUAAUCAUGUACUUGCUCAUCUAUAGAGAAGUCCGAAAGCGACUGAAAGUCAAGCCUGCUUUGGUGAAAGUUGCCCAAGUAGAGAACAUCACUGAACAAGAACGACCUCCGCCAAUGUCAAGUCUGCUCGAAGUGGCUGAUAAUAUGGAAUCCAUUAUAGGUAUAUCAAUCAAACCACGACAGAGUAGGAAUACUCGCCGACACAGCAUUGGAGGAGUUGAAGGGAUUGCAAGUAAACUUUGCCAGGCUCAUCAGACCCGGGGUCAGCGCGCCGGAUCGCCCGUGGCAAAGCGCAUGAGUCUACGGGAUCGGUUCGUAGCUGCGACAACAUCCCGCGAUAAGAGCUCCUCCCUGGUCAACAAACACUUGACUUUAACCGCUUUGGGGUCAUCCAGCGAGGACACAGACAACCCUAAGACCAAACUGAACAACGGACAGAACGAAACCGUCGAUCAACCCAAGAUUAAGAAGAACAAGACAGGCAAGAUGCUCCUUCUGGCUACCGUCGUCUUUGUAGUGACAUGGUCGGCACGUUGGAUAAUGUGGAUUAUAUCAUACCUCUUGCAUGCAGAGUGGACAUAUUUGGAACGAAAUAAUGAAGUCAGUUUUGCGUUUUUGAUCCUCUUGCAGCAUUUGUACUACACCACGCCCGCAGUCAACCCCGCUAUUUAUAGCUUUGUUAAUAACAGAUUCAGGGAGGAUUGUGUGAAGGUUUUACGUAGAAUGCGAUGGAGGUAAUCGGGAUUUUAUGAUUUCUUGAUAAUCAUUCCCAAGGAAUACAGUUGUAACUUAAACUUUAAUAUUGAAUUAGCACUAAAAAGAUGCACAUUACUUCCAAAACGUUAGUGCGCACGCGCUAUGUGCAAUUUACAUAUUUCAUGGGAAGGGUCUAUUGCCCUUCGCUCGUCCC
This is a messenger RNA of Asterias rubens (European starfish), 1560 nucleotides long. Its product is annotated as gastrin/cholecystokinin type B receptor-like. The coding region runs from base 102 to 1388 and encodes 428 amino acids. Gene Ontology annotation, molecular function: G protein-coupled peptide receptor activity. The transcript has a single exon. The record is from RefSeq and is a predicted model, not a curated record. Lineage: Eukaryota; Metazoa; Echinodermata; Asteroidea; Forcipulatida; Asteriidae. Gene Ontology annotation, cellular component: membrane. Gene Ontology annotation, biological process: neuropeptide signaling pathway.